AUGAGAGAGACCUACGCGAUACUAUACACUAUUCCGUCUAUCCCUACUAAGCAGCAGUCUUUGGUGCUUCAAGUGAAGAGAAGUGCGAGAGGGAAGCUUUGGGGGAGCGGUAACUUAAGAUUCAUGUACGAGGACGUGAAAAAGACGAGAUACCUAGAGACUCUAGAAACCUACGGGAGACCCAGCUCAAUAGUCCCCUCCUUUCCAAACACUUUCGAACGCCGAAAGCUGUAUAACUAUAUCAGCUUUUUUCCCAGAGAGUGCUGUUCAUUCCAUUCAUGGGAUGCAGUAUCGGAGCGCCGAACCGAUUAUUCCAACCGUAACUCUUCAUAUUUAACGGUAUUCUCUCCCUAUGACAACAUCGUUCACAUUUCUCAAGCAGCAAUGGCUUCGCUCUUUCGCCUCCACGUUUCAAUGUUGUUUGAGACUGGUUUCAUGCUAGCCACUUUGUCAAGAUCUCCAGAACACGCGAACGGUCGUUGUCAGAGUGUGUUCAAACUUCGAUGUUCUCACUACCUGCAUGUCAAUACAUGUAGCAUUGCUGGUUAUAGAUUGUGGCUUCUCGGAUCGCUGAAGCACAACAAUGUGGCUGAAUUCGAAAACACAAUUCCUACCUCCCUGCCCCUGAGGCAAAGUAAUUCCUCGCCUGAUACACGCCAUGACGAACCUCUGCUCCACUCUUCAGCGCCUACAAUCUAUGCACACCAAUCCAAUCUCGUGGAUUUUCGCUUCCUUAUGCGGACGGCAGGCACAGCAGGAAGGAACAAUAUCCGGUUUCAGAACUACUCCGAUACAGUGUUAGUAGCGAAGACAAGCCUUUUCCAAGCCUCGCCGGUCAAGUCGCCCUGGUUAUUGAGGCUCUUCUUUCAACCGCUCUCUUCAACGCCAAGCCAAGUCUUUACUCCAUUUCUCCUCUUCAGUUCAUUCAUUUUCAACAUGCAGUUCACUACGGUUAUCGCUGUUAUCCUUUCCAUGGCUGCUUUUGGCAUUGCCGCCCCAACCCCAGUUGCUGAAGACGUUGUUGGCCGCCAGAACCACGGCAUGUGCGUUGCAUCAACCGAUGGCACUCCUUGUCCGGGGAUGAAAGGGGGCAGUCGUGGUGUUGUACACAAUCUGUACUGCAAUCAAUACACAGAUUUAAACAUUGGGAAUCGGAAAUGGCGUCAAUUGUUUGCCUAUGGGCAUAUGGGAACUACAAAUGGAAUAAUUGCUGCCAUCGAAUGCGUCGUAGACGAUGCCUCUUACGAUAAAUAUGGAACGAACCAAGGGAUUACGGCGUACGCCCGACCACUUCUAACAUUGGAGCAGAUGUGUUGUGCUCAAACGAUAAGAUCAGGCCGCUGCGGAAAGGAAGGUAUGCGGUAUGUUAUUGCCUCGACGAAGCAAACUCCAACGGAAGGAGAUCUCAUCGUCUGUUUGGAUAACGUUCCCAUCAUUCGCACCACGAUUCCAUAUUCCAUCAACAUACCAUCCUCACAUCCCUUUUGGAAGAAGAUGAACACUCUCAGGAUUUUGCUCCGCAAGGAGGUUGUCCCAGUCUUUCGCGAAUAUCCCUUGGGGUCUAUAUGA
Lindgomyces ingoldianus is the source of this 1569-nucleotide messenger RNA. RefSeq lists its product as uncharacterized. Lineage: Eukaryota; Fungi; Ascomycota; Dothideomycetes; Pleosporales; Lindgomycetaceae. Bases 1 to 1569 code for a protein of 522 amino acids. The record is from RefSeq and is a predicted model, not a curated record. The transcript has 17 exons.